AUGCCCCCAAGAUCAACUGCUCAUAAACGUCUUUUAAAAGAAUAUCAAUUAUUAUCGAGAGAUCCACCACCAGGUAUAAUAGCAGGACCAAAAUCAGAAGAUGAUUUAUUUAAAUGGGAAUGUUUUCUAGAAGGUCCUUCAGAGACUCCUUAUGAAAAUGGAGUAUUCCCAGCAAUAUUAACCUUUCCAAAAGAUUAUCCAUUAAGUCCACCAACAUUGAAAUUUGAUCCACCAUUAUUACAUCCAAAUAUUUAUUCUGAUGGGACUGUUUGUAUAUCUAUAUUACAUCCACCUGGAGAAGAUCCAAAUCAAUAUGAAAGACCAGAAGAAAGAUGGUCACCUGUACAAAGUAUUGAAAAAAUAUUGUUGAGUGUAAUAUCGAUGUUGGCAGAGCCAAAUCCUGAAAGUGGUGCAAAUAUUGAUGCCUGUAAAUUAUGGAGAGAUGAUCGAGAGUCAUAUAAUGAACAAAUUAGAAAACAUGUUAGAGAUUCUUUAGGUUUAUGA
Lodderomyces jiufengensis is the source of this 504-nucleotide messenger RNA. RefSeq names its product E2 ubiquitin-conjugating protein. Bases 1 to 504 code for a protein of 167 amino acids. The transcript has a single exon. Gene Ontology annotation, cellular component: cytosol; endoplasmic reticulum. NCBI's taxonomy places the organism in Eukaryota, Fungi, Ascomycota, Pichiomycetes, Serinales, Debaryomycetaceae. The record is from RefSeq and is a predicted model, not a curated record.